Porites evermanni is the source of this 2160-nucleotide messenger RNA. Lineage: Eukaryota; Metazoa; Cnidaria; Anthozoa; Scleractinia; Poritidae. The record is from the annotation of a GenBank genome assembly.
AUGGAGAGUAGUGGUAAUUUUGAUCGUUUCAGUAUUGACGAAGAUGAUGACGAUUUAGAGGACGAUUUCUCUUCUGGAAGCAUGUCUUUCAACGGGCGACUUGUCAUUUCUGGCGAUCCUAUAAUGUAUUCUUCUGUUGGAAGCCCUGGUAAGAUUUUAACCGUAUCAAUUCAUAACAUGAGGUUUGAAGUAGAACUUUCCCUUUCCUUUGUUACGCUGUACGUUAUUUUUAUUGGCAGCUAUUGUGACAGCAAGAAAAUUAUACAAUGGAUUCCGGUAGAAAAAGUCUACCCGACUUGUUGAAAUUUGAUCGAUAUCCUCAUCACUGGAAAGAACUUUAAUGUAAUAUCCGAAAUCCUAGCGGAACAUGCCGCAUUCAAGGAAAAACGUGAACUUUUGAAAUCUGUUUGAAACACGAGUUAGCUUGAUUGUGUGUGGGUGGUGGCAUGUUUCUUUGGAUAAACUUUCCGUUGGUGUCAAAGUAACGGUAUUUAAUAAUGAGCAAUUAUUGAAUACGUAUGGGGUGAAGAAUUAUGCAGAUCGAGGAAGCUGUUGUGGAUAACAGCGUGGGAGGUGUUUACUUAUGAGAAUUGAACUACAAGUGUCUCCUCUGCGACAAUUACCAUAAAUGACCUAAACACUUGGGGCGUCUAUUUAAUUUUAGGGGUCCAUGUAGGAGGCCUUUAAAAGAGAGAUGUGUAUAUUCUCAUAUAAACUGUAACAAGCUCAACAAAAAUAAUAUGACUUCGGCGAAAAUUUCAAGUGAGAGAAAUAUAAAUAGCGGAAUAUCCGCUUCAUCAGUUGAUAUGUCUAGGAAUCCUCAUGGCUCUUUCAAAUCCCAAAAUUGAUGUCGGAAUCCUCGCUCAGGAUUAUUGUGUUUGCAACAUUAGUCUAUCCUCAGUUAGAACUUCACAUUGAACGAGAUAAAAUAUUCAGAGCCUUGCUAACCAAUCAAAAAACUGAAUGAAUUGAAUGAUUUUACUCCCUUUUGCUAAUUCGUAUUAUUUUGGAGUAAUUGUCAUGGGUGUCUAUUAGACGGAGGGCAUUUAUCAGCGAGGGGCGUCUAAUAAAAUGUUAACAGUGCAGAGAGGGUAUUUAUUAGAUAAGGGGCAUUUAUUUGGAAGUGGGGGUUUAUUAGGUCAUUUACAGUACUUUUUGGAAGAGAAUUUAUGGUAUGCAAUUUCAUCUAAAAUAUGAUAAUAUGUGUAGUUAGUACUCUGUAGUAAAUGCAGCCGCAAUACACAGAGAUCAGAAAAUGCAUCGAGUGGUUACUUACAAGAGGUUUAAAAACAACAGAAAAUUAUAAAAUUAUGAGCCCAAACAGUGGUCAUAGUCGCUUAAAGGGGUGGUCAUUUAUCAUAUGGGUUUGAGUGGGAAAUUUUGUCGAUUUGUGCUCGCUUAUAAGAGGUGGUUACAAGAGGUGGUUGCAAAUGGGGUUCAAGUGUAAUCUCAUUGCCUUUGGUCUAAAAUCAUGGUGCCCAGCAGAGUAAGAGGAAACUUUUCUUAUUUAAUUGUUCCUCCAACAAGCACUAUAUUAAAUUUGGUUGUCUAAAACACAUAGGUUCUUGUCCAAACAGUUUGCAAGGUUCCUAAGCUAAAUGGAGCUCUUUAAAAACAAAUGAAAGGGCCCCAGUACGGCAAAGUUAAAAGGAAUGUUUAACCUUAUUUUGUCUAGUAUGAGGUUUGCUUUUAUGACUUUAAAAUAAAUUUUAAUUCUAUUGAAAUUUGAAGUCAAUUUUCAACUGUUUCCAAAUUGUAUUUUUUUCUGUUUAAAAAUGUUCUUGUCCCACAGACAAGUCAUGUGAAAGGUUUACAUGUCAGAACUAAAUUUCUGCCUGUCCUAGGCAAUCUGACACAGGUCUUGGCACACCCUGCCCAGUCCAAUCCCUUUCAUUCAGAUCCAUCAGUAAGUUCAUGCUUCUCAAGUACAAGUAAUAAUUAUUUUGUUCAAUUUAAGGGCGAGGGAUUGUAUUUGUGCCAGAAGAUAUCAGCAGUGAUUGUGAGAGUGAAGAAGAGACAAAUGAUAGCAUUUGUAAAGGCCGUGGAAUAUCAGUCACUACUGAUCCUCAGAGUAUCAAGUUUGAGAUCUUUUCAACCAGGAUUCAUGAAUAUCAGCGCAAGCAAUGUGUGGUAUGUACAACAUACAUUUCUGUUGNCUAA